Camelina sativa (false flax) is the source of this 1594-nucleotide messenger RNA. RefSeq names its product vacuolar-sorting receptor 1. Gene Ontology annotation, molecular function: calcium ion binding. Lineage: Eukaryota; Viridiplantae; Streptophyta; Magnoliopsida; Brassicales; Brassicaceae. The record is from RefSeq and is a predicted model, not a curated record.
GAUGAGCGUGUUGAGUAUGAGCUCUGGACGAACAGCAAUGACGAGUGUGGGAAGAAGUGUGAUACUCAGAUUGACUUUCUCAAGAAUUUCAAAGGAGCUGCUCAGAUUCUUGAGAAAGGAGGGCAUACUCAGUUCACGCCUCAUUAUAUUACUUGGUAUUGUCCUGAAGCUUUUACGUUGAGUAAACAGUGUAAGUCUCAGUGCAUCAACCAUGGAAGGUAUUGUGCGCCUGAUCCUGAGCAGGAUUUCACAAAAGGGUAUGAUGGAAAGGAUGUUGUCGUUCAGAAUCUACGUCAGGCUUGUGUCUAUAGAGUGGUGAAUGAAACUGGUAAGCCGUGGAUCUGGUGGGAUUAUGUGACUGACUUUGCCAUCCGGUGUCCUAUGAAGGAGAAGAAGUACACCAAGGAAUGCGCCGACGGAAUUAUUAAGUCCCUUGGCAUUGAUCUCAAGAAGGUAGACAAGUGUAUCGGAGACCCGGAAGCAGAUGUGGAGAACCCAGUUCUUAAAGCAGAGCAAGAGUCCCAGAUAGGUAAAGGUUCCCGUGGAGACGUGACUAUACUCCCAACUCUUGUCGUGAACAACAGACAGUACAGAGGUAAAUUGGAAAAAGGUGCAGUUCUCAAAGCUAUGUGUUCGGGUUUCCAAGAGUCAACAGAACCAGCUAUCUGUCUUACUGAAGAGUUGGAAACUAAUGAAUGUUUGGAAAACAACGGUGGAUGCUGGCAAGACAAAGCUGCCAACAUUACUGCAUGCCGGGAUACUUUUAGGGGAAGGUUGUGUGAGUGCCCUACUGUUCAAGGUGUUAAAUUUGUUGGUGAUGGCUACACUCACUGCAAAGCCUCUGGAGCUUUGCAUUGUGGUAUCAACAAUGGAGGAUGCUGGAGAGAAACCCGAGGUCUCUUCACUUACUCUGCUUGUGUUGAUGAUCAUUCAAAGGAUUGCAAAUGCCCACAUGGGUUCAAGGGCGAUGGAGUGAAGAGUUGUGAAGAUGUGGACGAGUGCAAAGAAAAAACAGUGUGCCAGUGCCCAGAUUGCAAAUGUAAAAACACAUGGGGAAGUUAUGAAUGCAGCUGCAAGAAUGGUCUGCUUUAUAUGCGUGAACAUGACACUUGCAUAGGUUCAGGCAAAGUUGGAACUACAAAACUCAGCUGGAGCUUUUUGUGGAUUCUCAUAAUCGGAGUUGGAGUUGCAGGUCUUUCUGGAUAUGCAGUCUACAAGUACAGGAUCAGGAGUUACAUGGAUGCGGAAAUUAGAGGGAUCAUGGCACAGUACAUGCCUUUGGAAAGCCAACCACUCAACACAAGUGGUCCUCAUAUGGAUAUUUGAAUGAAGUUAUCAACUCAAGCCAAAGAGACUCUUUCUAUGAGUAGCUUCUUUUAAGUUUCCAUGUAAAUGAGAAUCUAUGGAUUUAUGUAACUCUAGAAGAAAAGAAAAGAAAAAGAAAAAAAAGCCACAACAAUAAUAAGUGUUUCUGCACUUUUCGUAAGAGGUGUGGAUUUGCUGUUUGCAGGUGGAAGCCCCCUUUGGUCUGCAUAGUACUCUUACAAUGUAAAAUAGACAUAAAGGAUGAAUAAUGAGGAGAGAGUUUACAUUA